CUUGAAACUGAUCUUACGUAAAAUAUUUAGAUUCUUGUUCAGAGUAAGAUCGAAGUUUUCAGUUUUUUUUUUAUGACUCAUAUGACGUUUAUACUUCUAAUCAAGAUUCAACUGAAAAGCCUUCAUGUAACUGAAUUGAGAUCUGAAUAUUUCACUUGAGGCGAGGUUCAAGUAAUAGCUAUUAAUGCAUACCUUAGUAAGACAUCGCUCUCGUUAACCCUUUGCGUUAUGACUGAGCAGUUUCGCCUCCUGAAUGCGGUAGUCCUUAUCAGAUUAGGUAUUGCAAAUUGAGCAUUGCGAGUUAGAGAUUAAAAUCCGACGAAUCGUAUAAUUUCGUGAUGAAACUUCAAAAUUGCACAAAAUUGGGAACAUUCGUGACACUGCGCCUUUCGCUACGGCUGAAUUGGACAGCAGCUGUGCCCUGAAUCGCACAAUGUGAGGUAACAGACGCCGAUCACUGCUACUACCCAUAACCUAUAUCAGACUAGGUGUCGAAUAUCGAAACUUGAGGAAAAAGAAAGAGAACCGAUCGAAAUUGGCCGAGUAAUCUAAUUCUAAUCUCAAAUUUGCAAACCUCAACUUACAGUACCUAGUCUGAUAAUGAUUAGCGAAUGAGAGAUUAGAAUUCGACGAGAUUCAACCAAUUUCGAUGUUGAUUCUUUUUUUUUCUCUUCAAGUUCCGAUAUCCAAUACCUAGUCUGACAUGGACUUGGUUAGGUGGAUAAAGACAGCGCGAUAUGUUACUUCAUAUUGUACAAUUCAUUAUGUCUUGUACGUUAACACAAAGAAAUAACUAAUAAAUGGAUAAAAUUUGUCUUUGCGAUAUCAAUGGCGAACUAUUACUAUUGACUAAGAUGAUUUAUCUACCGGUUUUUCAUGUCAGUUGUUGCGUAAGAAAAGAGCCACUAUAAUAGCGUUUCGCCCUAAAUGAUUACUUAACAACUGUAGUAUUUCUUUAAUUUCUUGGUGGGAAGCCGUUAGAACGGCGUGUAAUAGUGAAAAAAAGAUUAAUCACAGCUGAGAUUCGCACGGAACACUUGUCUUCUGCGAGCUUUUCCGAUCGACGAGUUCCGCGCGCACGAUAUGAAACAACAAUUAGUAUCGUAUACGGGAGCAGCUCGGGAGAGAAAGAGCGCAGCCCCGCUCCGUCCGCCCAUCGAAACUUCUCUCCGCCGUCGCGGAUCGCCGUGCACGGUAAUUUGCGUCUAAUUUAACGUACGGCGUCCCGGGGCGAUGCUGAUGAUCGCACCUUAACGAGCCUCUCCCACGCGCUACGCCUGCCUUCCAGACAUUGUCUCAAUUCCGCGCGGAGAAAAUCGCCGAUUUUCUCCUCACAUACGUACGUACAAACGCGCGAUUAGCCGGGAUUUCACCUUAACGAUCCGUCGAUAACCUCGAUAUCUAUGCCGGUAAUAACUGGCACCGGUCUCUCGGAAAUGGUACGCGAUCGUCCGUAAUAUUCGAGUCGCAGUCUCGUGUGAGGCGGGGCGAGGUGAGGCGAAGCGAGGCGAGGCAAGGCGAAGUGUACAUCCCUCACGUUUCUAAUCGAAUCGGGCGCACCUCCACCGAGUAUCAUCGUUCAACAGUGCACAAAAAGGCGAAUCGUUUCGAUGGAAAGAGAACGGCGCGCUUUCCGCUUCAUCUGUCACGGCUGAGAGUCACGACGUUACCGUCGACCUCUGCUUGUAAACUGAGAAAGCACCAUGACGACCGGAGCAACCGGAGAGGAUGACCGAAACUCGCGGGGUAGUUGUUAGGUCGUCGUCGUCAUCUUAAUCCUCUCUCUUUCUCUCUCUCUCUCUCUCUCUCUCUCUCUCUCUCUCUCUUUCUCUCGUGUAUCUGUCCCUCUCGUCGUCGUCCAAUUACGUCUUUUCCUGCGCAGCUCGGCAAUUGACAUGAUUCGCCCAUCUCGAAGGCAGCUCGAGACCGAAGGUAUAUCGAAGGAGCUUGUCGCAGAGAGGCCAAGUAUGCGCGGCCUUCUAAAUCUACGUUAAUGGCGACACGAAGCUGUGCCUCCUUUGCCCUGUCCGUGGGAAUUUGCAUGUGAAUUCCCACGAACAUCGGCGAGAUAUUUUUUGCCGCGCAAGAGGGGGAAGAUCGAGCCCUCGGAAGGAAACAGGGGCGAAAAGGAGGAAGGAAACGCGGGGUCGCUCGCUGCGCAAGGGGAAGAGCCGAUGGUGCAACCGGUGGCUUCCCUUCAGGAUGCUAAGGGCAGAUGGACCGUGAAACUUAUCGACGUAAAAGCAUUACGACGAUUAAGGCCCGCUGCGCCUCCCUCGUCCUCCUUCUCGUCGUCGUCGUUGUCUUUACGAACGCAACCUGCGUAACGCGAUAUUCAACGCACCUCCUUCCUUUCGUCAUCCCCUUCGCUCGCGUUUCGACAUGUAAAUUCGCAAGAUCUGCGCGUAAGACCAUUACAUAAAGACUAAACGUAUAACGAUGGUUCCUGACGAGAGUCAAAGCACCGAGAACAAAGUAUUUGAUACUUACAGUGUGUGAUCGCGUAGAGAAACGAUCAAUACAAGUCAUGGUUAAGCGAACUAUUUUCUUAUUAAAUUCUACUAUAGUGUUAGUGAUAGCAUAACUUUAUGUACAUGUUGCUUCUACCAUGGUCGGAUCCAACUAUAAUUUUAAUUGGAUCGACCAUUUUCCCUCUCAGUGAGAAAGAAAGAAAGAGAUCCUGUCUCGCUCUCAGAGCUUCCGCAGCCAGGCGCGUGUGUAGUGCGAGCGUAAGAGCUCGCGUAUCGCUAUCAACCCCCUGACAACAGCCGGUUCGCUGUGUCGGGGUGCGGGAUCGAUAGAGCUUCUAUUGCGAUAUCAACGCGCAAACCCCAUGGGCGUAUAUGGUGGCAACGGCCGCGAUGGUGGGGGGGUCCUGCGCUGCAGGACCACCCCCGCUCUUGAGAGAAUCCUGUAUAAAAAAUAAAACGAGGGUAGGACGAGAGGAGAGGGACGAGUGAGAGAGGGAGAGAGACGCGGCGCGACGCGACAUAGCAACCGUUUAACCCGCCGACUCGCCGUGUCGCGUCGCGUCGCGAUUUUAACUCUCGCGAAUUUUGUUCACUCUCCGCGCGAUCGAUGACCGUCUCCCCAUCACGUAUCGAUAAUACCUUUCCUUCCUUUUUUAUAUUCUCUGUGCAUUGAUCGCGCUUAUUCUUACGACGAGGAGGAAGGGUGAUUAUGGCGUUACCGCGAGAGUGAUUACAGCCGCCGCGGAUCCGUCACGGCGCUCGAGCCACCCUUAAUCGAGCGGCAACUCGCUCGGCGCAUGCGAGCGAGCGAACGAGAGCGAUCGAGUAUGCUAAUGUCCCGUGAAAAUCGCCGAGCCAUGAAUCGCGCGAUGCGCGAUUACGCCAAGCUUUCCCCGCCGAUCAUCCGUCUCCCGGACGCCGAGAGAGCUCGCUCUUUCCCGAAAAAUAUAGGUCGUCGCGGUUCCUUCUUCCGCCAUUAGCGAAUUUAUGCAUGAGUUCGCACGCAUGCACAGGAGGGUAGCGCGGAUACGGCUUCUCAGGAUUAUCGAUCGGUCCUGCGGAUAAAUAGGGAGGGUGGCGGAAUUCCAAAAGCCCGGGUCCUUUUGUGCGCCCCUUCUUGCCCUUUUUUCAGGCUCGUUCUUUGGCUGACGAGAGGAGGGCCUACGCCAAUGCCGUGGCUCGACGCUGGCUUCGUCGUCGGGCCAGGUGGUGCGCAACCGUUGCUACGGCAUGCAUCCCCAAAAGCCGUGUGUUCCGCUCCCGCGAGCAGCUGCAGCUGCGAACGUACGCAGCACGCUUACGUGUGCGUGCGUGCGAGCGUGUGUGUUUGUGUACGCGCGCGCACGUGUGCAUGCUUCUUGCGUAGCCACCGUGUGCGCGCGUAAGGGUCGCACACUCGCGUUUUUAGCGCCUGAGAAAUGUGUAUUCGUUAAUUUUACUGUCGCAGACGGCGCAAUCGACGACGACAUAAUUCGCGCUUGACGCUUCACAAGGUCUCUCGAUGCCUCGAGGGGUAAAUUUUUAAUUGGCCCCGAUGAAAUGAUGGCGCCCAUCGCGUUGUUUACAUGUGUGUGUGUGUGCAACAGAGCAUUCUUAAUCGUAAGAAUUAUUCAAUUAUUCUCUCUCUCUUUUUCACCUCGUGUUCCUUGAAAUUAUCUUCAAUUGAGAAUAAUUAAUUCUAAUUCCGACUUCUCUCUCUCUCUCUCUCUCUCUCAUAAGGAAUAUCAUUUCCGCGAUAACUUCAAACGGUCGUCGCGACAACGACGUCCUCCAACCGAUUGCCGAGCGUGCGCUCGCUUCGCCAUUAACUCAGCUGCUGUGUAAUUAUCGAUUUCCCGUUAUCCCUAUUAAUUCCCAAGCGCUGAUUCACAACUUCGCUUGGGGUAAGCGUUCCGCUUACGAGCCGGACGAUCACGCUCACGCGCGACCCGUGCCACGCGCUUCCUCUUAUCAUCGCUUCAGCUUUCUUCGCGUAAUACCGAGAGAUAAGGCGUGCCGCGCCUUAUCGUGGAAUUCGCAAGGUGAGAUCCCCGGCAGAUAUAUACCGACCGGCCUUUCCGUUCGAGUACUGCCUGUCUGCCGCCACGCCACGCACAGCUUGCCGAAGUGCACGCGCGGCUGUGUGCGUGUACCAGCAGGCCACACCGUCGGCCGGCACACAGACAGACACACGUAAUGACAGCAGGGAGUUGGUUGGGGCAGCAACCAACACAGCAGAUGGGGAGUUUGCUUCUGCAAGCCAGUCGUCGCAGCGGCGUGGUACAAGCUGCCCGCCUUUUCCCGACUACUCCCGUUCCGUAGAUUCGCUACUCGUUUUUCUUUUUCUUCCGUCUCUCUGUUUCGCUCCUUCCUCCUUUGUUUCUGUUUUUCUCUCUCUCUUUUCCUCUACGUCUCCGCGCUUUUCUUCCGAUCCGGGAAAAAUCGGAAGGGUGAGAGAUCCGUGAAAGACAAUGUGAGACCGUGCGCGUGCCGUUGUCCUUCCACCCCUCGCCAUCUUCCUUCACCCUCCUCUCCCUUCUCGUUCCCUGGAUCUGAAAUGGCGGCGAAGAUCCCGCGGUGAGGAUCGAUCAAUCGUGCCUUGGAUGUUUUCCAUCUGUAGUGAGUACACUUGUCCAACGAUUUAUCUCGAGCUUGCGAUCCAUUGUAACUGAUGUACCUGCAUCUUGCACUUUCACGGUCAAUAAACGACGCGUACUCGCGAUGAACGUUCAUAUUCCUCUGUGCGUGAUUCUCCUCUUUUUAAUUACGAAAAUGUUCGUCGCAUCUCACGUCAUCUGUUUGAUGUAAUUCAAUUUUUAUCGCGCGAUUCCUCGCGGUAAACGAGCUCCAAGUGAUUAUACAAUAAUUACUUCGUUCAUAUCAGAUCCUUGCUUGAUUCCAACUCUGAUCCCGACUUGAAAUAUCCUCUGCACAGUUUGUUAACAAGGCUAACAAGGUUAACAAUAACAAAGCACCCCUGACCGAAGUUUCCGCAUUUUUUCACGUAAUACUUUUAACGUGAAAAUACGACAUCGUAACGUGGUCUUUCACGGAUUCCACGUUUUAAAGACUAGAGGCUCGAUGUCUUUGUCCUGUCAACGACCAAGGCGACCGUUGACAGUCAAUAGGGCAACCAGAGUGGUACGGUUGCGACUGUCGGAGAAUGUUUUCGCGCCGAGAUCGUCGAGCGCGGGCACCAACAACCUGCCGCCGUUGACGUUCCACCACGUGCACGGCGACAACAUCCGGCUGUGCAAUGGCGGCACGAUCGCCAGGAGGCACGAGAGCUUUUGCAAGGGUGUCACCUUUAGCGCCAGGCCCGUGCGAGUGGGCGAGAAGGUUUGCGUGAAGUUCCUGGAGAUAUCCGAUAAUUGGAGCGGCGUGAUCCGCUUCGGCUUCACCAGCAACGACCCGAUCAACCUCAGGAGCGGUCUGCCGAGGUACGCGUGUCCGGAUCUGACGAACAAGCCGGGCUAUUGGGCCAAAGCUUUGGCCGAGAGAUUCGCCGAGCGAGACACGGUGCUCUUCUACUACGUAACUUCGGCUGGCGAUGUUCACUUCGGCGUCAACGGCGAGGAGAAGGGCCUCUUCUUCAGCGGCGUGGAGACGCGGGGUCCGCUCUGGGCGAUCAUCGACGUCUACGGCAACAGCACGGCGAUCGAGUUCGUCGAUCCGAACCGACAACACUUCAACAACAUCAGGCGGGGCGCCGAGCACAGCAACGAGGACAACGCGCAGCACAGCAGGCACUCGGCGAUGGACGACGCCAGCAACGCCGGCAGGGAUGUCGAAAGAAUCAUCGUGCCGUCCAUGCAGAACUUGUCGAUGCAUCACGAGCCCGACGUCGAGCUGCCCGGGCUCAGGUUUCAACCUGCCGGCGUCAUCUUCACCCCGCUGCCCUUCCACUCCACUCGGGGCAGGAACAUCCGCUUCAGCAACCAGCAGUGCGUGGCGACGCGCACCGACACGGAAUUCUGUCACGGCUACGCCUUCACGAGUCGACCGUUGCUACUGGGCGAACGGUUGGUCGUGCAGAUCCUCUCCACCGAGCCCAUGUACGUAGGCGCCCUCGCAUUGGGUCUGACUUCGUGCGACCCCGCGCGGUUGUCUGCGGACGACCUGCCGGACGAUAGCGAUCUGCUUCUGGAUCGUCCCGAGUACUGGGUAGUCUCCAAAGACGUCGCGUCUAGUCCGCAACCCGGUGAUGAGAUCGCUUUCACGGUAACACACUACGGCGAAGUGCAGAUGAGCAAGAACGGCGGUCCGCCAAACGUCGUCAUGCAUGUCGACCAGAGCCUGCAGCUGUGGGCAUUUGUGGACGCUUACGGUAGCACUCAGAGGGUCAGGAUGUUGGCCAGUAGACCGACAUCGCCACCACGGCAACGUCAGAGUAAUCCUUCACCAGCUAAUAUUGUCCAACAGCAGCAGCAGCAACAGCAGCAGCAGCAACAACAACAACAACAACAACAACAACAACAACAACAACACUCAAAUCACAGCAACGCCGCUACGGAACUGUCUCGGUUCUCCGAGAUGGUGCAGUUUAAGCCGGCGGUGGGCGGCGGCACUGUUCUAGUUGUCAAUUUGCCACCUCAGGCAGGCUAUCCUACCCCGCCGCCGCCACCUACACCGCAACCGAUCUACGCGUCAGCGAACGCGCACAACAGAAACGUGCAGCAACCGUCGCAGCAGCAGCAGCAACAGCAGCAGCAGCAGCAGCAGCAACAACAACAACCAGUGCAUCUGUCGUCCGCAGCGGCACCCGCGCCGGUACCACAUCCGGGUUCCUCCAGACAGUCCUCGCCGCCGCUCACUGGCACUAUGGCCAGCACCGGCUCGUCCACGUAUGUGGACCCGGUCACUUACCAGAGUCUGGACGGUACCCUGACGUCGCACUCGCACGCUUCGUCCCACUUGCAGCAAUGGAGUGAGAGCUUGCAGCCGACAUUGACCGGUCAGCCGAGCGAGUGCUCCAUUUGCUACGAGAGGAGCAUCGACAGCGUGCUGUACAUGUGCGGUCACAUGUGCAUGUGCUAUACCUGCGCGAUCCAGCAGUGGCGCGGCAAGGGCGGCGGACACUGCCCGCUCUGCCGCGCGCCGAUCCGCGACGUCAUUCGCAUCUACCGCUCCUGAACGUUGUCCCGGCCGGGUCGUGACCGGGGCCACGUCGUGGACUGAGAGACGAGUGUGAACGUCUUCCCGGUUCCCACCACCGUCGCCCGCGUCCGUCAUCGUCGUUAUCAUCAUCACCGUGCUUCCGUCGUCGUUUCCUUCCGCCGCGCCCGUGCGCGCGUGUACGAAUAACCCGCUGCGGUUCAUCGGAGCGCUUCUCGCCACCGCCGGAACGAACGAUACUCUGCCAGUGGCAUACACACCACGACCAGCGUCGAAACAAUCGCGAGUCGCCGCUUCCUCUCACACUGCCGUAUUACCAAUUCUUUUCUACACACGUUCUAGUUUCGCGAUACGAGACGAAGCCAAGGGGGUGGACGCUCAUAUACACACCUACCACCCUGAGAUCUCUCCGAAUUCGUGAAAAAGAAAAAUCGUUUUUCACGACGAGAGAAACGACAGUCGCGAGCUAUACCAAGCCGAGCCGAAUAUUAUUCUCGCGACAUACCUCUAUUGAGAUCGCGUCGCUGUCAAUUAACGUGCCAAUUAACGAGGAGCGCGCGGACCAUCACCUGCGCGAAGAAAGCAACGGUGCUUUCGGGAAAUCGCGAUCACUACCGCCGUUUGCGAUCGAGCGAGAACGCGGAGAUGAGUCGCCGCGGGUCUGUGUGAGAACGAAAGAGAGUGUGAAUGUAUAUGCGUUACGCGUGCGUAUGUAUGAGAGAGAGAGAGAGAGAGAAAGAGAGAGACAUAGUAACAGUCGUUGUAGCUGAUCGAGUUGCUGCUUGUGCCGAUGAUAUCCUGUCAAGUCCCAUCGAGGGAAUGCGUGAGACGUGUGAGUGAGUGAGUGAGGUUACGCGCGAUUGCAAAAAGAGAUAGAUCGAUUUUAGAUAUUUUCACAAGCGACAUAAUCGUCACUACCAUUACCAAUUACUACUACUACAACUACUAUUAUUACUAUUACCACUUACCACUACUAUUACUACUACUAUCGCUCUGAUCUAUCGCUAUUAGUACUACUACAACUACUACUACUAUACUACUACAAUUACUACUAUUACUGUAUUACUUCCAGCCUUUGAAUUAUUUUAUUAUUUUGCUAUUAUUUUUUUUUUUUAAUAUUAACUCUAUCGAUAUGAUAUAUUAAUUAUUAUUAUUAUUAGUUAUUCGUUCACAUUGUAACUGUCUUUAUUACUCGCGAGCAGCUUCAUUUGCCACAAUCGCUAUUAUUUUUACGAUUGCCGAGAUUAUAGUGAUGGUUGGUGAAUUAACAUAGUCACUAUAUGUAGCGUGAUUAUUAUUUAAUGGACCGUGUGUGAUUAUGUAGAACGAACUUUCCGAUCAGACGCCUGGAGCACUUUCAGAGCAAGCUCGUUCGCGCUCCCCCCGCCCUCUCUUAGGAUGCGAUCGUAGGGAAUCUCGUUCGGUUCCAAUUUCCGCGACGAGAAUGUGACGGUCUCGAUAUACUGAUAUUCGUUCGCGUUUCCUUUCGUCUUGGACAUUAACGCACGAGAGUCCAUGGUCGAAUCUGACGUAUCAUGCCAGGCGGGCUUUUUACCAAAGAUCCUGAUCGUUUCCCGCCUGCGUUACUUCGUUAUCCGCCGUUACUUCGCGACACCCCAACGAGUAUUCACGUGCGGACAGCGCGAAGGGCGACGAUCGCUUCCACCUGAUCGACUUUCAUCUUGUUACCACGUUCACGAUUGUCGAAGAUUCCAAAAGUUCUUCAGCGUUAUGAAGUUUCACGUGCUGACUUCAAGAUGAUACACAACGAUCAGUGAGAAAUCCCAAGCCUACUGCCAACGCACAUUUUCGUCCAGGAGCAGCGCGGUCGACGAGCCGACACGAUCAUCGUGAAGUUCCUUUUCAAUAUUUUUCUCCUGCGGCGGAGUUCAGAAUGAAGAAGCGGGAAAAAGUUUCGAUUCCAAGCUCCGCCGUAAUCUCGCUUCCUCGCGCCAACGAUUCGCGUCAAUUCGUUGGGAAGAGUCGACGUUGUUUCGCCGGCACUCGGAUGAACUCGGGAACUUGGCGCUGCUCUUGGUUAGCUAUCGUGCCUUGUUAAAGUUUUUUCAUUCAUCUCAAAGAAAAAGACUUCCUAAACGAAGUCUUUCGUGGAUGUAUUUAUAAACGGAAACGCGUGCGGCGCCCUUUGACCUGUUAUUAAACGAAAAUGUGAAGCUGUCCUACACAUGCACGACUGUUUAAUACUGUGAACAGCAGAGUGACCUUUUAUCGCGACAAUCGUCCGCAUUUUAUUUCGCGACGCGCCCUUUCCCGAGAAGCGCGAGAGGGGAAGACGGACUUUUUGCAAGUUUGAAGAGAAUGAGAGGGAGAGAGAGAAAAAGAGAGAGAGUGCUUUUGAACGAAACUAAAUGAUUUCGAGCCAAAGGGAACGAGGUGUCUGAGCCCUUACAUUAAAAAAAAAAAGAAAAAGUAACUUUUAGCGAGAAGCGAAGAGAAGAGGAGACGAUCCUCUCUCGACUAUAACUAAUGGAUGCGCAAUAAAGCAGUAGUGAAAUCUCUAGUCCAGCGAGCGGCGGAUCUUAGGCCGUCAAUCCAAAAAGUAUGACGAAUGUGAGAUACGAGGCAAAGCUUUCCUUCUCCGUCAAACAAACGAAGGGGAAAGAGAGUGAUAGGUAGACACACGAAGCGAGAGACAGAGAAAGAGUGAGACAGAGAGAUUUUAUAGAUUACGAAGAGAGAUGCGAAUUAUUGCGACGCGCCUCUAUGCCAAGCUAAACGGCGCGUCCGCGAUCUUAUUAAAAUGAAGAAAAAAAAAAGAUAUAACGAUAAGGACGAUUAUUAAUAUUAUUAUUCUAUUGGUACGACGAGAACGGGAAAAUAGUUCCAGAUCGUUGCUAACGAGGCGACGAGAAUAGAGCGAGAAGAGAUUAGAGAGCGCGAGAGAGAGAGAGAAAAAGAGAGAGACGCUCGUGGUUAAUCAUUAUACGACGAACGUUUACAAUUUACUCUCGUUAUCAUCGUUAUCGUCGCGGUCAGCGCGAUUAGUUGUGUCGUUUAUGCCGUUCGUAAGCUUAGCCGUGCGCCUUCGAUAUAUCGUCAUCGCUCUACUUACGUUUCUUACUUUGAUCUGCUAUUCGCCCUUAUUAUUAUUCUUAUCAACCUACGACUCUCUAUUGUGCGACUAACGGCUAUUUAAUUCGACGUUUAUCACGAAAUGCAUGUUCGCGAGUGGAAAUACCGAAGUGUUUCUUUUUCUUUCGUUUUUGCCCUGCAACGUCCAUAUAUAUACAUAUAUAUAUAUAUAUAUAUAUAUAUAUAUAUAUAAAUAAAUAUACAUAUACAUAUAGGUCCGCUAUUCCCCCACGUGUCAUACGCAGAGAGACACCUGUAAACAUAAACACACGCACACAAUAAACAGGCGAGACGCGGAGAGAGAGAGAGAGGGAGGAAAAGAAAAAAAGACAGAGACAUAUAUUCGUAAAUUUUACACACUGCCACGAUACACUUCCACCACGUCUGAUGGGGAAGAGAGGGGAAAAAUUCUACGACGCGAUGAGGGUUUCUCCGACCGUAAUGUAAAGAUACGCCGAUGGAGAGAGAGAAAUUUAUACAUAUGUAAUAUAAUUCGUACGCAGCCGCGUGCUGUUCUACAUAAUAAAAAGCCUAUAAUAUCUCUGAA
Odontomachus brunneus is the source of this 11205-nucleotide messenger RNA. It is a transcript of the gene neur, whose product is annotated as protein neuralized. The record is from RefSeq and is a predicted model, not a curated record. The transcript has 4 exons. Bases 5532 to 7583 code for a protein of 683 amino acids. Gene Ontology annotation, molecular function: ubiquitin protein ligase activity. NCBI's taxonomy places the organism in Eukaryota, Metazoa, Arthropoda, Insecta, Hymenoptera, Formicidae.